Molecule: messenger RNA, 5373 nt
Organism: Onychostoma macrolepis
Lineage: Eukaryota; Metazoa; Chordata; Actinopteri; Cypriniformes; Cyprinidae
Gene: arhgef25a
Product: Rho guanine nucleotide exchange factor (GEF) 25a
Exons: 18
Coding region: 1487-3508 (673 amino acids)
Biological process (GO): axon guidance
Cellular component (GO): cytoplasm; plasma membrane
Molecular function (GO): guanyl-nucleotide exchange factor activity
Source: RefSeq, a predicted model, not a curated record
GGAGGCACAAUAGAAGAUGAAAUUGAUGUAGAGAGGGUGGAGAGGAGUCGGCUGAAGGGGUGGUAGAUGCACGCAGCCAAUGACAGUCCAGAAAGGCUGACUCAUGAGCGGUUAGAUGUUCUGUUCACAAAAGGUCCCAAAAGCCAAGGAACUUGCAAAAACAAGUUACUUUUCUCAAAGGAAAGGAAAGGAGAAAGAACAGAAAGCUAUCUUUAUGGCUUACUGUGGUUAACCCUCUCUCAGGAACAACCCUGAUUUUGGGGGGAGGGGGAGAGAGGCCUGACUGAGACCCACAGCAAGACCUUCCCACCUGUGUGAAGGACAGGAGCCAGAGAAGACGCUUUAGUUUGGGCAACAGCACUCUCUCGUCCACUUUAAACUAGACAAAAACAGACCAGCCUCCUCCAUAGUUCAUUAUUUAUGUGCAAGAGCGUUCCAGAGGAUCAUAGAAAAUUGGAGCUGGGCUGUGAAUCAAAGCUCUGGCACGACAAACCAUAAGGAACAGAGGGAUUUUGAAGGAGGGAGGGAAUAUCGACAAGGAGAUUCACGUAGACAGAGGCUGCUGGAAUAUGAAGUCUCUUCCAAAGAACCAGGGACGAACCGACCAGAUUUUGGGCGCUAUGGCGGAUAUGCUGACAUCUCUGGCGAUACCCAAUCAGAAGUGGAACUCAGAGGGUAUUGAGCACCUGAGUGUGACACAGGAACAGAAAACAGGAAAACAACGCCCAUGGGACACAGAGGGACUGAAUUGGGAUGAUAUGUCCCGGGACAGCCUGGAAAGAGUACGAAGAAGAGACAGAGCAAAAUAUUAUUAACAGUGGCUAAACCAAUGGCAUGGGUUUGGGGCUGGACUACCUGUUUGUCUGCCCAAUGGAAGACGCAACCUGUUUGAAAACACUCAUUGAAUGCUUCUCAGUAAUCGGAUGUUUCCUUGUUUCUCCAGCACAUGACCUGGAAAUCCUUGAUCAUGAAGAUGUAGCAUCUAAAAAAAUAAAUAAAUAAAUAAAACAAUCUGAAUAAAAUGUAAUAUUUAAAAUCAUUUUGUCCAAAUGCGCAAUAUUUAAUGCCUGCCUUCAUUUCUAAAUAAAUAAAUACUUAACAGAUGCAUUAUUUUUUCCCUUUUCACAUCUAUAACAACAGUUUUAAGACAUGUUUUACAUUAAGUCAAGUAGGUAAAUCAUACGUACAUACUUCACAUAGUUUAACUGUGCCUUUUGCUUGUUCUUAUUAACCAGACUUUAACAACAACGCCAGUAGGUGGUGACAAGUAGGCUAACUGUGUAUUAUGAGUGACUCACUGAAUCAUUAAAACGAUUCCUUCAAACAAACUGAUUCAUUUAGAAACGAAACAACUGACAUGAGUGAGUCAUUGAAUCGUUCAGUCAACAGAUUCAUUCAAACAUGCAGCUACAUUCUGGAAAUAAACGCCAUGUUGUGGAACAAUCGAUCCUCUUUUUGUUUCGUUCAGUAGGGCCUACUCUUGUUAAUGCAGCCAAACUGGACAUAUUCACUGGCGAUAUUAUGUCUAACAUACUCAUACUCAGCCGCUGGCAGUGAGGGUAGUAUCUCCACCUCGGUGGCCUCUCUGCCGCCCCAGGCUUCGGGCAGUUCAGCCCCAAACUCCCCAGGCUCCCGUCGCUCUGUCAGCACCCUGAAGAAAUGGCUGACCAAUCCAGUGCGAAAGCUGAGCGCCGGGGCGACCGGGACAGCCAAGGGGGAGCGGCAGGUCCGCAGACUGGAGGGCAAACCCCCACCUCCACCUGCCAGGAGCAGCCAAGACCUGGGCAGCCCACAAACAGAGGAGCAGUUCACUAUCCUGCCAGUCAUAGACAAAGACCUGGAGUGGAGAGAUGCCCUGCCUACUUUCGACGACUGUGAUCUAGGUGUCCAGCAGUCCUACAGCUUCCAGUCGGACUCUCCACAGGGAUCUACCACACUAGGACAAACACAGAUCACCCAGUGCACCAGCCUACAGGCUGAUGACAAUGGCUCUGCGUUGAUGGAUGACAACUCCAGCCAAUCAUCAGCCACAAUAGACAGCGAAGAAGAUCGGAAGAGUGCCUUAGAAAAAAGCAUGUAUGUUUUAAAAGAGUUGAUAGAGACAGAAAAGCUGUAUGUAGCUGAUCUAGGACUUAUUGUGGAGGGCUACAUGGCCACGAUGAAUGCAAAAGGAGUUCCAGAGGAUAUGAAGGGAAAAGACAAAAUAGUGUUCGGGAAUAUUCAUCAGAUCUACGACUGGCAUAAAGAUUAUUUCCUGGGUGAGCUGGAGAAAUGUGUGGCUGAGCCUGAACGACUGGCCCAACUUUUUAUCAAACAUGAAAGACGGCUUCACAUGUACGUGGUAUAUUGCCAGAACAAACCUAAGUCUGAGCACAUCGUGUCAGAAUACAUUGAGACCUACUUUGAGGAACUGAAACAGCAGCUGGGUCACAGGCUGCAGCUGAACGACCUGCUCAUCAAACCCGUGCAGAGGAUCAUGAAGUACCAGCUGCUUCUGAAGGAUUUCCUCAAGUACUACACAAAGGCUGGGAUGGACACUGAAGAGCUGGAGAAAGCAGUGGAGGUGAUGUGUUUUGUUCCGAAGCGCUGCAAUGACAUGAUGAACGUGGGUCGGCUGCAAGGCUUUGAGGGGAAGAUCACGGCACAAGGAAAACUUCUCCAGCAAGACACAUUCACAGUUACAGAACAGGACAACAGCAUUCUUUCCCGUGCUAAAGAGAGACGGGUCUUCCUAUUUGAACAGCUUGUCAUCUUCAGUGAGCCAAUAGACAGGAAGAAAGGAUUCUCUAUACCUGGAUAUAUUUUUAAGAACAGUAUUAAGAUAAGUUGUCUGGGCGUGGAGGCAUGUGUAGACGGUGACCCGAAUCGCUUUGCCCUGACGUCUCGGGGGGCUGAUGGCAGCACGGUGCAAUUUGUCUUGCACUCUUUAUCGCAGGACAUCUGCAAGGCUUGGAUCAGUGACGUGAGCCAAAUACUGGAGACCCAACGUAAUUUCCUAAAUGCCCUGCAGUCGCCCAUAGAGUACCAGAGAAGGGAGAGCAAGAGCAACAGUUUGGGCCGUAGCAUGAAGCCUCCUCUUUCAGCAGCGGUUGGUCUGAGGCCCCACUCCUCAGCUUCUAUCGACCGACACAAACUGCCCUGUCUGCGCUCCUGUAACACAUCUUUGCCCUCUCUCUACCUGCCCAGCCAGGUCCCCACUGAUGACCACUCACAGCCAGAGUCAACACAAGUCCAGCGCUGUCCUGUGGACUCCAGACUGAAUUCCCAGACGGUGUCUCCAACUCAUGUGCAGCUGGCCUUCUCUGAAGAGCCGUCAUUCUCCCAGGCACCUCUAAACUACCAGGCGGUCUCCAACGGCCUGUGUUCCUCUAGCACGCAAGCCUCACAGAGCUCAGGAGAUGUUGGCCGCAGAUCUUCACCGAGAGAGGGACGCAUAGCUGUUCCAAGUCCCUCCUCCACCCUUCAGCGCUCCAGUAACUUGGCCCAGCUCGAUGAGGAUGACCUGUGAAUGGAAAUGACCCUGAAUCUGACAUUUGCACCAGAGCAUGCCACAGUCUGGACUUUAUUCACGUCUGUUAUCUUGUGGUAUUCUUCCUAAACCUGUGGCGCGAAUUACCUAGUGACUUUUUAAAUUGUUUUAUAUAAUUUCUCCUUUUUUUUGUUGUUGUUGUCUUUUAUUAAAAUUGUGUUUUGUUCAAAGGAGAAUCAACCAUUCCUAUAUUGGGAGGUCACUGGAGCAGGAACCAGAGUAAACCUUUAUUUGAGGGUGUGAGGAUGCAUUUGGGCAAGCGUGCAUGUAAUGUAUGAAUGUGUAUUUGUGUGCUAAAUUCUGAUGGCUUCAUCCUUGCAAACAUGCUGAACAUUUUCCAUCAGAUGUGUUUUGCAAAGAACAUACUGUAUUAUUAUAAACAUAAGAGGGUCCUUAGUGGGCUCACGCUGGAUUUUAAAGGUUUCGCACUAUCGGUGCCUCUUUACAGAAGCUGUCUUUCUAUCUCCCGUCUAUAUUGAAUGCUUUUGUGGGCUGCGUUAACUCUUCUGAAGGAGCUAAGGGGAAACAGACUGUAAAUGCAGCUAAUUUGUAUAUACCGUAUAUAGAAGAAUGAUCUGUGCAUGGAGACACGGACACUUGGCUUUCUCUUCGCUAAUUGGAUGUUUGAAUUCUCGAAGAUCAAUCAACUCCGUUGUAGUGGACAAUGAGCGACGCGGAGCUUCGCGUUCAGACUUCACAACUACAGGUGGACAUGAGAUCACACACAACGAGCAUCUGGAGGAACUGCUCAAGGGUUGGACUGAAAGAUGGACAGCAGUUGUUACGGCAGAAGAACAUGCAGUAUAAAAGCAGUUAUCUGUGGUUAAAUGACUCUUUUUUGGCUUCUGCCACCCCUCCUUGUGUAAUGCACACUGCCUGGAUUACUCUGCAGGUCUUGUCAUGCAAAUUGAGGUUGCUGAAUUAGUAGAUAUUAUUAUUAUUAUAUAACUUAAUGAAGGCCAAAGGUAAAUUGUCAUGUCAUUAUGUGCCAAAAGUAGGUGCCAGUUCCCUUUACACAAAAAUGAAUGAAAUAUUAAGCCUAAAAUGUAAUUCAGUUCAUUUAUUGGCCAUUUGAAAACAAGCUAAAACACUUGCUUAAUUUUUAGGAAAAUGUUCUCAUAAAAAUUAGGGAAAAGGAUAAAGAUGUCAGAUUUUAUUUUCCCAAUUUUUUUUUUUUGUGUGUUUUGUUUAGUUGUUUUAUUGUUCUUUUUAAAGCAAAGUAUUUGUUAAUGACAAACAAAAUAAUUAGUUAGAAAGAGGAUUGACAUUGUUAAUCGAGUCUGAAACAUAUAGUUUGUCAUAAAAUGUUAGAUGUCUCACCAAAGAAGGGAUGGUAUGUGUUUGGUAUUUGAUGUUGAAGCAUGAUCAAAAAGCACUUUCACUCCGUUUAGCUCAUUGCACAUUCUUUCCAACAGAGGGUGCCAGAGGACUUCAGCGCUGUAUACACAAACAAUAAGUCUUUUCCACAGAUCAGUUUAAAACAUCAAAUUCAAAACUCUGCACCAAAGCUCAUGUGCUUUACUGUCGGCAUGUUUCAGAUGCAUUCGCAUAAAUAUCCUUAAAAUGAUUGUAACAACCUUCUCUUGCCUUGACGUAAUAUUUAAAUCAGCAGAAAUCAAAUAAUUUGACUUAGCCCUGUAUAAACUGAAAGCUUUCUUGUACUGCCUUUCCACAAACGUGGAUUUGAAUCUUACAUUGUUGCAUGCUAUUUUAAAGAACACCUCUAAAUGAUGAAGGAAAUGAUGUAGAGAAAGAAUUGGACAUGAUCUAUGUCUAUGUGACAAAACCUAUCAUUGUAUUAUAUCAAAUUAAACUGGUUCCUUUUGGAACACAAGAGUGUUUUG